Molecule: messenger RNA, 5273 nt
Organism: Belonocnema kinseyi
Lineage: Eukaryota; Metazoa; Arthropoda; Insecta; Hymenoptera; Cynipidae
Gene: Cht7
Product: probable chitinase 10
Exons: 16
Coding region: 228-3128 (966 amino acids)
Biological process (GO): carbohydrate metabolic process; chitin catabolic process
Cellular component (GO): extracellular region
Molecular function (GO): chitin binding; hydrolase activity, hydrolyzing O-glycosyl compounds
Source: RefSeq, a predicted model, not a curated record
AGUAUUUCCUGAACAGCUGUCAGUACUAGACAACCGAGUAAACGCGGCCGAUCAUGCGGCGAAUGAUCCACUAUUAAAGGCGAAGUCCUCUCAUCUUGGAAAAUCUGCCUUCUUUAUUUUAAUUUUUUAUACAUUUUUUCAUUUAAAUCCCUUUCGCUUAGUGCAGUGCGAUUUUCGUUUGUUACUGUCAUCGGUUAAAACUAGGAACGGUCUUCGGAUUCGCGAACAUGGUGGCGAGAAUUUCGACGACUGUGUUACUCUGUUUGGUUCUGGUCUGGGUGGGAUUUACCGAUAAUGUCGAUGGUGGAAGAAAAAGGUUCCGACGGCCAACGACAUCCAGUCCCUCAAUUUUUAAUGAUCAGGAGGUAUCUGCGAGUGUCAACAAGCUGAAAGUAAUACGUAAUCGCGUCACCACGAAGAAUACGAAAAAUGAAUUGCAGCCUGGAAAAUCGACAGACGAUUACAAGAUUGUGUGUUAUUACACAAAUUGGUCGCAGUAUCGAACCAAAGUAGGAAAGUUCAUGCCAGAAGAUAUUCAGCCUGAUUUAUGUACCCACAUUAUCUUUGCUUUUGGAUGGCUUAAGAAAAACAAGCUCACUAGCUAUGAGUCAAAUGAUGAAACAAAAGAUGGAAAGGUUGGACUUUAUGAAAAAAUGAUGACUCUGAAGAAGGCCAGUCCUUCUCUGAAAGUUCUACUCGCUAUUGGUGGGUGGUCGUUUGGUACACAAAAGUUCAAGGAUAUGACAUCGACACGAUAUGCAAGACAGACUUUUAUUUAUAGUGCCAUACCCUAUUUACGUGACAGAGACUUUGAUGGAUUAGACAUUGAUUGGGAAUAUCCUAAAGGAGGGGAUGAUAAGAAGAAUUACGUUCUAUUUUUAAAAGAAUUGAGGGAAGCUUUCGAAGCAGAAGCUCAAGAGAAAAAGAAACCACGAUUGUUGCUCACAGCUGCUGUACCAGUCGGACCAGAUAACAUUAAGGCUGGUUACGACGUUCCAGCAGUUUCCAGCUAUCUGGAUUUUAUAAACUUGAUGGCUUAUGAUUUCCAUGGAAAGUGGGAAAAAGAAACAGGACACAAUGCUCCCCUUUAUGCAUCGUCUUUAGACUCAGAAUGGCAGAAGCAAUUAAGUGUUGAUAAUGCAGCAUCCAUGUGGGUACGCUUGGGAACACCAAAGGAAAAACUAAUUAUUGGAAUGCCUACUUAUGGUCGUUCCUUCACUUUAUCGAACCCGGAAAAAUUCAGAAUUCAUUCUCCAGCUAGUGGAGGUGGAAAAGCUGGCGAAUAUACUAAGGAGUCUGGAUUCCUGGCUUAUUACGAGAUUUGUGAGAUGUUGCAAAAUGGAGCAGCGUACGUUUGGGAUGACGAAAUGAAAGUACCCUAUCUAGUACAUGGCGAUCAAUGGGUAGGUUUUGAUGACGAAAGAUCAAUCAGACACAAGAUGCAUUGGCUCAAGGAUAAAGGAUAUGGUGGAGCUAUGGUGUGGACUGUCGAUAUGGACGACUUUAAUGGUACCACUUGUGUUGGAAAUGUUCGAUAUCCUCUAAUUGGUGCUAUGAGAGAAGAACUCCUCGGAAUUUCUCGAGGUAUCGACACUAAAGAUGUUGAUUGGAGUGUUGUCGCUACCACAAUAACAGAAACAAUUGUUAAAAAACCAGAGCCCUACAAAAUCUCAGCCUCAGAAGUCAUAAACAAGGCGAAAAAGGCCCAUAAAACAACGCAAACGGUCAUUAAAACAUCCAGUCGUGAAAGAGAACCUCAAACAAUCUGCUACUUGACAAACUGGUCACACAAAAGACCAGGAAUGGGAAAAUUCAUGCCUGAAGAUAUUGAUGCCACUCUUUGCACCCAUGUCAUCUAUGCUUUUGCUACUCUUAAAAAUCAUCUGCUUUCCGAAGGUAAUGAGAAGGAUUUGGAAAUGUACAAUCGCCUGAUUGAACUACGUGAAAAAAAUCCAGAUAUAAAGAUUCUCCUGGCUAUCGGUGGUUGGGCGUUUGGUUCCACUCCAUUUAAGGAACUUACCAGUAAUACUUUCCGCAUGAAUCAGUUUGUCUACGAAGCCAUUGAAUUCCUAAGGGAAUACAAAUUCGAUGGUCUUGAUGUAGACUGGGAAUAUCCUCGUGGUGCAGAUGACCGAGCAGCUUAUGUAAAUUUGUUAAAGGAAUUGAGAAUGGCUUUCGAAGGAGAAGCAAAGAGUUCUGGACAACCGAAACUGAUUCUAUCUGCUGCUGUUCCAGCGAGCUUUGAAGCAAUCGCUGCAGGAUAUGACGUACCAGAAAUAUCCAAAUACUUGGACUUUAUCAAUGUCAUGACUUAUGACUUCCAUGGACAAUGGGAAAGGCAAGUUGGACACAACAGUCCACUAUUCCCAUUGGAAACUGCCACCAGCUAUCAGAAGAAAUUGACGGUGGACUUCAGUUCCCGAGAAUGGGUGAAACAAGGUGCUCCAAAAGAAAAAUUGAUGAUUGGUAUGCCGACCUACGGUAGAUCAUUCUCGCUUGUUGACAAUGACAAAUUUGACAUUGGUGCUCCAGCUUCAGGUGGUGGAACUGCUGGAAAUUUUACUAAUGAACCUGGUUUCUUGUCCUACUAUGAGGUUUGUAGUUUCUUGAAUGAGGAUAAUACGACUUUGGUAUGGGAUAGUGAACAACAGGUGCCAUUUGCCUACAGAGACGAUCAGUGGGUAGGAUUCGAUGACGAAAGGAGUCUUGUAAACAAGAUGACUUGGCUCAAGGAAGAAGGCUUCGGCGGUAUUAUGAUCUGGUCCGUUGAUAUGGAUGAUUUCAAGGGAAGUUGUGGAACUGGGAAGUAUCCUUUGAUCAAAGCUAUGAAGAAGGAACUUUUGGAUUACUCUGUUAAGCUUGAAUAUGAAGGACCAUAUGAAACGGCUUCAAGAAGUGGAAAAUAUACCACAAAGGAUCCAAACGAAGUAACUUGUGACGAGGAGGACAACCACAUAUCCUACCACAAGGACAAAAACGACUGUACAAUGUACUACAUGUGUGAAGGCGAAAGGAAACAUCACAUGCCAUGUCCAGCAAAUCUGGUCUUCAACCCUAACGAGAACGUAUGCGAUUGGCCAGAAAAUGUAGAAGGUUGCUUACAACACACCCAGGCACCACCAGUGUGAUUCCAUUAUCAUGAAAAAAAAAAUGAAGAUUGAAAACAGAAGAGUCAACUUUUGAGAAACGAGACGCUAAAUGAUUUUCUGGAAACAUAUACUCAAAGUCUGAGAAUAAAACUCAAAAUCUGGGACUAAAAAUCAAAGUCUAAAAUGAAAAUCCAAAAUCUGUGAUUAAAACUCAAAGUCUAGGACUGAAAGUGAAUUUUAAAACUAGAACUAUUCGAACUCCAGUAAUCAUUCUUUAAUGCUAAUUAGCCACUUUCACUCUUUUUUUUAUUACUGCGUUCGUUCUCCAUCGAAUUUUACAACGUAUGCGCAUCAAUUGGCUAUGAGUAUUAAAAUGAAAAACUCGACGAGAGUCAGCCAGGCUUGGCCCAGUCUUUCGUAAUUUCCGGAACUGAGGGCCGAGGCCUGGCAGGCUGUGUGCGGUGUUCCCAGGGUAAGAAGGACCUUGUCUGAAGAGUAAGAAGGUGUUGUUUCGGUGCAGACAGCUCGGCCCGCGAUUGUCCGAAGUUGUCUUGCAUCUGAUUGAGAGGCCGUGUGAAUCUGGCGCGAUUCGCGAAGCCAUCGCCUUAGCCACAGGCUCAGCCAUGCGAUUUCACAAUCGCACUCCAACGGGUUCCCGGACACUUGCAGGCCACCUGUGGACAAAUUCAGUUCAAUGAAACUAAUAGUGUAUUGUAUACCUAGGAGGCAAGCUUAGUCCUUUUAUACGAUCGUGAGUUUGCAACUAGUGCAGUUUCAAUAACCGGACUUAGGCGGCGCGGCAAGGCCCGCUUAAACAUGAAUGGCGUGGCGUACCCAGUGUGGAUGAGCGUCAAGCGCUAGUAAAAGCUAAGUAUUGCAAACACGUCAUGGUAAAGAGGCGUUUGCCUCCUUGGUGCACACGAUAUUUUACGUAGUAAAGGUCUGAUUUACAAGUUUAUCACGUCUAACAUUUGCGAUCAAGUUGAUAUGGCCAUAGUCGUAGACGGGCGACAGUGAAUGCGCAUGCGUGGAGUAAGGCUAUGAGCCUGCAAUUAUUUUAUGGGUUCCUAAUUGUACUGCACAAAUGCGUAUUCGCUGUCGCUUCCCUUGUUGUACAGGCGGCUACUUUGAGAUCUGAAAAUAGGCUGAUAAAACGCGUAAAUCAUUCCUGCGCUACAUAUUUUUUCCGCUGAAAGGUUCAAGGGAAAGGGAUGCUGAUGAUGUAGUUGGUAAAUAUUUCAAACCAUAAUUGCAUAAGAAAUAUUUUUAAAAUAAACUAAUGAAAAAUUCGAAAAUCGGAAAAGUUGUUUGCAACAUCCAUAAUUAGAAUCGAAAUUAUUUAACUGACUCUAAAACUUCGAGAUUUUGAAGUUGAAAACAAACCAGUAAGUUUUCAAGCUUUAAAAAAAAGAUGAUAAAUCCUAAGGUAUCAAAAGUGUUGCAGCUCAAUUCAAUCAACGCGGGAAUUUGGAGAACAUUUUAAAAGACUGGAGAAUAUUUUUGACGGAAAUAUUAUAUACAUCAAUUUAUCUACUCAGAUUCAUAAUCUAUAUGCAAAAAAAUAUAAAUUUUAUAUUAACUACAUAAUAUUUAAAAAUUAUUAUUAUUUUUCAGUAAGAUUUUCAGUAUAUAUUACUACAUUUAAUAUAAAUUUAACUGAGCAAAGAUAAUGAAAGAGUUAGUUACUGCUCUUACGAGAUUAAAAUACAUUUAAUUAAUGAUUUUGUAUCAUUUGCCUUCCAAAUAUGUGAUUAAAAAACAAAAAUUCUAGAAUAGCUGAAAAAAUUAUAUCAUAGAAUGACGAUGAAAGAUAAAUAUAUUUCUAAACCACUGUAUAUAAUAUAUUUUUUCUCGAUAAUUUAAGAGCAACAUCAGUCCCCCAUUCGUUUAGAAAUUAAGAUCCUAUCAGUGUAAGUAAAUUAACUAAGUGUGCUGUCCUCAGCAAGGCGAUUGUUACGCGAUUCCUGAAGAUUAUGUAUUGUAUAAACAGGUAUUAACUGUAUAAUAGUUAAAAAGUGUAGCACCGUACCAUUUAAGAUUCCUUAUCUUAAGAACGCAAAAAGCAUUCUUUCGUAAAGUUCAUUUAUAAACUUUAAGCGACGCGAAACCCGAAAGGUGCGAAUUCCAACAAAUUGACAUGUAAGGCAUUCUUAAUUAAAUAAAGAAAUGUUGUAUAUAAAGUUA